AGGAACGAUUUAAUAUGAUUCAAGCUGUGAUUGCAAGAGAACUAAGGCUGUAGUGUAGACCGUUCACAAGCCUCAUCACCAAUGACGACGUCAACGUGACUGCCGAGCAGACAUGCGGGCCAGGCUGACGUCACUCUGUUGAAGGUGACGUCACUGCUGUCACGUGACUGUGACGUCAUGGCCAGGCUGCUGCUGUUGGCCAUCAUCCUGGUCAACUUUGUACACAGCUGCGUUGCUGCUUCCGGAGAGUGCCAGGCACCUUUAGGGAUGGAGGAAGGCAGAAUCCCAGACAACGCCAUCUCUGCGUCCUCCUCUUAUGAAGUGAAAUCCGUUGGGCCUCAGAAUGCAAGGAUACGACAGGAGCUGAACGGCGGCGCCUGGUGCCCGAAGGCGCAGAUCAGCAGCACGAUCAGAGAGUACCUAGAGGUGGACCUGGUGAAGAACCAUCUGAUCACUUGGACAGAAACCCAGGGGAGGUUCGGGAAUGGCCAGGGACAGGAAUACGCGGAGGCUUACCUGGUGGAGUAUUGGAGGGACUCCCUACAGCAAUGGGUCGUGUACAAAGACACUAGGGGAGAAAAGGUACUGGCUGGGAACAGCAACACCUACCUGGUUGUGAAGCAGCCCCUGGAACUGCCCUUUGUCGCAAGCAGAGUCAGGUUCAUCCCCUACAGUGAGCAUCCUCGCACUGUCUGCAUGAGGGUGGAACUGUACGGGUGUCCAUGGGAACAAUCAGUAGUCAGCUACAUGGCCCCCAAGGGAGACUCAGAGUUCGAAGACCUGAGCUACGACGGCUACCUAGACGGGGUGACUAUGAGAGGAGGGCUGGGACAGUUGGUGGAUGGCGUGUUGGGCUCUGAAGACUUCCUGGACGAAACUUCUACAGGCAGCAGAUGGGUCGGUUGGUUGAACGAUUCCCAGGACAGCGAACCAUUGGAAAUCAUUUUUGAGUUUGACGGCGUUCGAGAGUUUUCUGCGAUGCAUUUACAUACAAGCCACGUUGUCACUAGGGAUGUACAGGUAUUCUCGGAGGCAAUGGUGUACAUGAGUCUAGAUGGUGAGAGGUAUCAGCCAACUCCAGUCAAGUUCCACCCCUUGGUAGAACGACCCCGUGAUCUGACAGCCAACAUUACCAUCCCCUUGCACAACAGGAUCGGAAGAUUCCUCAGGCUACAGCUCAGAUUCUCCUCCAGAUGGAUCUUACUCAGCGAAGUUUCCUUCGACUCUGCGUUCAUCUUGGGCAACGUGACGGAGGAGUCGCUAGAACAGUUUUACUUGCAGCAGCAGGACAGUGUGCAAGACAUAGAGCCACAGUCAGGAGUGGGGGGAGAUCUGACGACGCAUGCGCGGAAGGAGGUUACCCCCGCCACCAGCCCUGCUAGCAACACACAGGCGUACAUCGGCCUCAUCACCGGCGUGCUUGCCAUGGUAGUCCUACUGGCUGCGUGCACUGUCAUGAUCAUGGUGCGUCGUGGACGCAAGAAGGUUGCUCUACUUCAUAAGCACACUGCCCUCGUCUCCAGCACGACCAAACCAGGGGUGACCAUCAAUAUGAAAGAUCUGAAGAUGAACAUGUCCACCCCCAUCAUCAACAACGGUGUGUCUCGGUCUAGGUUGGCCACUAAAGGCAAGACAGGGAUCAAGAAGAACAGCAUAUACGGCCACAUGGGAGGCGAAGAGAGUGAAGAUAGUGAGAACUCAUCUGUCUACCAUGAACCGUACAAGCUAUUGCCGUCAGGCAAGCAAGAAUACGGCUGUCUGCUCAAGAAGGAGACCAUAUCCUCGAGCAAGAGUGGAGAGUAUACCGGUCUUUGUCGUUCGCUAGACUUCACCAGUGUCAACAGUUUUGCGGAUGAGGUAAAGUUCUCCUCGCCCUCACUGUACAACUUGACACCCCCGCCACCACCCGCCAGCCGACCACCACCCUAUGAGCUCACCACCAACUUCAACACCACCACCCUCUCCAAGUCACUCAGCCUGGGCAGUGCGCAGCAGCAACCGCUGGAGAACUACUACGCAGCCACCGACAUUGUCAAGACGGAGAGGAGAGAGCAGCAUCUGACGACAGGCAAGUUCACUCCUAUGAAGCUGCCUGAGGGCACGCCCAAAGAAAACAGCCCAAUCUUAGAAAUGUCCCGGCACCGUCUACGUGUCAUUGAGAAGCUGGGAGAGGGACUAUUUGGGAUGAUUCAUUUAUGUGAAAGUGAUGGAGUGCCGGAGUACAACGGCGUCUCAUCAUAUCACAAGAAGCAAGUUCUAGUCAAAUCUUUGUGGAGGGGUUGUAGUGAAUCGACAAAGAAAGAGUUCCUGAGGGAGACCGCGUGGCUGGCAAGCCUGAGGGACCCCAACCUGGUCCGGGUGGUCGGUCUCUGUAGCCAGGAAGAGCCCCUGUGUAUCCUGCAGGAACAUUGUGAGUUUGGAGACCUCCCUACCUUCCUACAGCUGCAGGCUGGCGCUGGAGCUCAAGACAACAAUCCUGCAAUUAGCUACGGGUGUCUCAUAUACCUGGCCACGCAAGUAGCUUCUGGCAUGAAGUAUCUAGAAGCUCUCGACAUUGCCCACAGAGACUUGGCUGCCAGGAACUGCAUGGUGGGCAAGAACUACCAGCUGAAGGUGUCGGAUCACGCUAUGUACUGCAGCCAGUACGAGGCGGACUACUACGUUAGUGACACCAAGGCGAAGCUGCCAAUCCGGUGGAUGGCCUGGGAGAGCCUGCUACUGGGGAAGCACACGCCGAAGAGUGAUGUGUGGUCGUUCGCCGUCACACUGUGGGAGAUCCUCAUGCUGUGUGCCCAGAGGCCGUUUGCCGAGUUGACCAACGAGCAGGUAGUGGAGAACUGUAGCCACUGGUACCAAGGGAACGGUCAGCAGAGGACGGUGCCACGACCAGCCGCGUGUCCUAGGGAGAUCUACGACCUGAUGGGCGAGUGCUGGAAGCGGCAAGAGGAGGACAGACCGCGGUUUACCGAGAUCCACCUCUUCCUACAACGCAAGAACCUCGGCUUCGUCCCCGCGAUAGGAUAAUACCACUGUCACCACACCGCGUGUCGAACUACGUACAAAUUGUUUGUUUACGUUUCCUUUCUACUCCGAGAAAUAAGUAGGCCUAUCUACUAUUCGAAGACUUACUCACUCCGUGUCUUUCUUGAGGUGAUAUGUGAUGGUCAGAGUGAAUGGAAUCGGUUUUGUAACGAGACUGUAUGGGUGAAUGUUUUUUAGAAACACAAAUUUAUUUGACUCUCGGUAUUUGUGCACGAACAUUUGUAAAUAAGCACUUUUACUAUCGAAUCGACGGACCGUUUCGCGUCCGCGCGGAUAUUUUGUAUAAAACAUAAAACCUAAAAAUCUAUAUUCGGACAUCGGAAUUUCUAUGUAGUUCGUUACGACCCUAUUUGACGUAGUUUCACCGAUGACAGUGGGUAUUCAGUCCGACGACAGACUGGACCGUCGUGUCGUCGGACCGGACUGUACCGUGCUCAAAAUUCGUUCAGUGUUCCAUUGCCGUGCAAUACGGAGUGUACAUACGUGUUUCUAUCUUUGCCGCACACUGUAUUUAUAUGUGACUACGAGUAUUUUUUUAUCUUCGGAUGGUGAGCCCGAUUAGUUGGAUACCUCUAUUUUCGUGGAUCACACAAUCCCGCUCUUCCUGUCUAGUUGUAAGCUGUACAAUAAGAACUCGACUUACUAUAGCAAUCUCUGGACUGGACCGUGUGUUCGGCCCCACAACGCCUACAUCUAGCUUCUAACUAAGUGAUUCUAGUUUCCUAUGUUUGUUAAUAAUUAGUUUGUUAGUAAUGUUGAAUGUUUAGAUGAACGAGGCCACGCUUCUACGUGUAUUUGCUUUUAUAUACUUCUUUUUACAUUUUUUAAACAUAGACCAAUCAUUUGUGAGGAUCGACGGUUCUUGUUAUCACUGUUACGUGUACAUACAUUUUAGUAUUAGUCCACAUAUCCUCUGUUUGCAUGUAGUCUGUAUAUAUAGGGUAGUAAGGUAGUUCGGUCGGUUCUCCGGUGAUAUUGACUCAACGAACCUUUAGUGUUUAUUAUACUGGCUGGUUUCGCCGUACAUUUUGUCGCGUUUCUUUUGUAUGUUGUAUAUUUUAAGGACUAAUAUCAUUCUAAAUCGUUACACCCUUGGAAAGAAAGAUAGAAUUCUUCCAGUGACCAAUCCUCUGUACAUAAUAAAAUUGUUAUCUAUACCUUAUACUUUGAAGAAGAAUAAGGAUCUCUUAUUUCCGUAAUCGUUAUUAAUUCUAUCUAGUUUUAUAGUUUAUUCUAUUAUGUUUAGGAUAACUAGAAACAGAACAGCUGUGUUAGUGAUGUAUGCUCGCUACAAUCCUUAGAUCGACUUCAAGUAUAUGUCACGCCUUACUAAGGGAAUCCAAGAAAGCUCUUAUGUUAGAUGUAUAGUAAAUAUUUGACAUAAAGUUAUAAUACCUGCAUAUCAUACAAUCAUUUAUAAUAAUUUAUCUAAUACAUACAUAUGAAUAAUAUCUAACGAUGUGUUAGUUUUGUAUGAUCAUCCAAAAAGAAUGCCUAAUUUGACGAAAGGCUUUACACAGUACUAUAUAUUUCUAAACCUUACCACAUAUCAUAAUAUUUAUUUAAAAACAUUAUUUAAACUUAUUUUUUAUUUCAUUUUGAAUUUAACAAUGCUUAUGUAUGUUUUAUUUCAUUGCGUGCUAACUUGAUAGUAAGACAUUGUAACAUCCCUAAAUUAUAACGAGAAACCCUUUAUAGUUGAAGAGAGCAGCUUUACUCAAUUAUCAAGAAUUGAAAAUGGCUUAUUUAAACAUGAUUUCUUCAUAGAAAUGUGAUUCCAGUCAAGCUCCUUACAUUCCUGAUUACGGUUAAACUCCUUUAUCCAAGCAAAUCCACUUCGAUUAUUUUACUAUCCUUUUUUUGAACAUGUAUAGAAAAGUAUAAGGAAUAUUACAUUAUGCCAAGAAGCUCCAUGUUAUUUUCUUAGAUUUUCUGAAGCUGGAUAAUAAUUUUGUUCUCCAUGUUAUAACAGUAUUAUAAAUUAAUUAGUACAGCUGCCCUCUUCAACGACAUACAGUAAGGCAUACCAUCACUAGUCGGCCCCGAUUCUAGCUAUGCUGACUCUAGGAAGCACCUCUAUGGAAUAACCCGAAAAUCCUUUCUAGUUUAUAAGCGCACACUUCUUUGCAGUUUUGUAGACUAACAUGACAAGAAAUGACCAUUGUAAGCUUACUUUUUGGUAUGGUUCAAAUUAAAUCUGGCUUCGUACUGAUCGCUGUACCAAUAAACCUUGAGGUUAAUUUCACAACAGUAUUCAUUAAUUAAUUACUUCAAUUUUGUUGUAAAGUCCAACUAUAAAUGAAAUAACUUAAAUUAAAAUGUACAAUUGAUGGGUGAAAAAACACUGUGGUCGUUGGUUAAGUCUCAUGAACGAAGGUUAAAUAAAUAAUUUUGAAUUUUUACUAAGCUAAACAACGAAGUACCUAAGUAUUAAGUUGAUAAACAGGCUCCUCAUUAGUUUUAUGUGAAAAAAUAUGGUUUACCAACAUCCUUAUCCGGGAGGUCAUUUUUUGUCAUGGCUGUUGUCUCUGAACCACUCUAUUCGUUGUUAAUAUUAGCUAAGUCUCCUAAAUUAGGUUAAUAUAGAACGGAGUUAAGCUGAACGAGUUUCUCCAUUGCCAGUCGACAAUCAGUGCGCCACGCCAGUCUGCCUCGAUGCCUUCUGGAUCAAUUCUUCCUUCAACGCCAUUUCUUGUUCGAAACUACAACUUACUCUAUGACUUCCUCAGAACUAUAUUGCUACGAGUUCAAAAACCCUUAUUAAUUGCUUCCUUUCCAUUACAACACAUGGGGUAACAAAUGGGGUUCCUUUAGUCAUGGGGUAAGACUUUAGCAUUAAUAAAGUUUGGAUGCAAAACUCGGCGUUUGACAACUAUGAUAGAAUUAGUUUGAUUUUGUGGACAGUAAAAAGUAAACAAACAUUUUUUUGGACAACGUUUUUACUGAACUCGUUUUAUUUUAAGUUACAAACCACGUUUAAAAUAAACCAACCAGACCCUAUUGAGUCCAAGGUACUUUUUUUAACUACAUGCUUUAGUUUAAUUUGAAUUUAAAAUUGUCUUUAACGAAGCCCUAGAUUUAACGAUGGAAAUUCAAUAAAUGGAAUUAGUAAUUUAUCUCUUUCAAGAAAUCGUAGCAGGCAUAGGCUAAAUAAAUGGUCAAAAUAGUAUUUUUAAUACAUCCUAUACUUCCCUAAUUCACGCAUUUCCCAUUAGCAAACCUUUUAUAAUUUUAUUUUUAUAAAUAUCGCAUCCUUAAUACUUUGCGUGGUUUAAACCUCAACUUUCUGGCCUAACUAUAUCUAGUUUCGUAGGGUAAUCGUUAACCGGGUCCUGGUUACUGCAGGGCGCAUUUCUUUCCAAAAGGCUAUACACUGACUUUCAAAUAUGUUCACGGUUCUUAGACUUGAUCAUCUUGCAAGUAUUGUAAAUCCAACGCUUCAGCUAGUUUCUUAUCUUUCGCUGAAUCUGAAAGGCAAAGAGGUGGUUUAGCGUCAGUGGCGGAUCGCCAGGGGUACCCAAGAUAGUUCUUUUAGGUGACCUUGAGCAGCACAAUGUAUCUAAGUAUCUUAGUUCCUCGUUCCUUUUAGUGUACUCUUAGUUCAAUGUUACAUGUGAUGAUUCUCUUUGUAAUAUUAAUUAUGUAAUUAUUAUUAAGUAUUAAAGUAAAAUUUGUGAUGAUGGUUGUUCCAAUUUCUUACGUUGGUUGUCUCCUUUUUUAGAUGAAGAAAUAAAUGUUUCUUUUCAUCACUUCUCAUA
This is a messenger RNA of Macrosteles quadrilineatus (aster leafhopper), 6800 nucleotides long. Its product is annotated as discoidin domain-containing receptor 2-like. Gene Ontology annotation, cellular component: signaling receptor complex. The record is from RefSeq and is a predicted model, not a curated record. NCBI's taxonomy places the organism in Eukaryota, Metazoa, Arthropoda, Insecta, Hemiptera, Cicadellidae. Gene Ontology annotation, biological process: multicellular organism development; positive regulation of kinase activity; cell surface receptor protein tyrosine kinase signaling pathway. Gene Ontology annotation, molecular function: protein tyrosine kinase collagen receptor activity; collagen binding; ATP binding. Bases 178 to 3024 code for a protein of 948 amino acids. The transcript has 17 exons.